This is a messenger RNA of Plasmodium knowlesi strain H, 1272 nucleotides long. Its product is annotated as protein disulfide-isomerase, putative. NCBI's taxonomy places the organism in Eukaryota, Apicomplexa, Aconoidasida, Haemosporida, Plasmodiidae. The coding region runs from base 1 to 1272 and encodes 423 amino acids. Gene Ontology annotation, molecular function: protein disulfide isomerase activity. The transcript is spliced from 15 exons. The record is from RefSeq and is a predicted model, not a curated record. Gene Ontology annotation, cellular component: endoplasmic reticulum.
AUGAUGGGCAACCUCCUCCUUUGGAGUUCAUUCCUGCUCUUCUCCUUAGCUUGCUCGAACUCCAAGCUACCCUACCCCCAAGGUGACCUCCUCAAAAUUGACGCGGAUAAUGUUCAAACCGUUUUUGACACAAAUGAGUAUUGGCUUGUAAAAUUUUACGCCCCCCAGUGCGUGCACUGCAAGCGCAUAUGGAGCACCAUAAUGAAUGUAAAAAUUGACGUACAAAGUGAUGAUAAAAGAAGGGUGUAUUUUGGAGAGGUUAACUGCGAUGACACAAAUGGACGGCGCAUUUGCGAACAGUACGACGUUUUAAAGAUACCCCAAUUGAAACUGUUUAAGGGACACGAAUUACUCUCAACCUACUCGUACACCACGAACGAUGAGCGCUCUAUAAAAAAAUGGAUAAAUUAUGUCACAACGCCAGUCUUUUUGGCUGUCCAUUCGGAGGAAGAGUUAAAUUCGUUCCAAACGGAGGACAACUUUUUUCUGACUUGUUCAGAAAAUCUAAGUGACGACUUAAUGAAGGCGGCAAAGUUGUAUAGCGAGGAAUGCUACUUUAUUAACAUUAAGAAUAGGGAGCUGUGCGACAAGUUAAUCAUCAAGGAAAACCACUUGCACAUUCGAGGGGUAGAUGACCAUGCGACUUAUGACCUAAACAAAAUCGACUUUGAGGAGCUGAAGUCUUUUAUGAAUAAAAAUCGGUUCCCCUUAGUGAGCAAAGUUGACCACCACACCUUUUUUAACCUAAGGAGCAGUGGAAAUAAUAUGAUACUACUCCUCUUGGACUUGCAAAAAGGGAUUAGCGCACAUCUCUCCCAAUUUAAGCAUUAUGCUAAGAGGCAUAAACGAUUGGGAGAGUUCAUUUUUGCGUACAUAGACGGGAAGUACUACGAAGAGAACCUAGAGCUGUAUGGCACCGACGCAAGAAAGUAUCCACAAAUCAUCGUUUUCAGCAAACGUCCCCACGAGUACUACUUCGAGGAUUAUUUCGAUUUAGACCACCUGGAUGACGUAAUAGAUCAAAUUAUGAAGGGAAGCAUUAAACCCAAGACCGAAACGUUUACGAAAUCGACCAUAUUAUUAACCCAGCUUAAGAAGCACAUAAAUUACAUCAUUGAAAAGGCCUUUAAAACGGAUUUGACUUCCUUCAUUGGGUUCAUCUGCUUCAUCAUUAUGAUAAUAAUGACGAGCGUUUUGGUAGUGCACACGAUUUAUAAAUUCAUAAAUAGUCCAGAGACGGCAGCCCGUGCAAAGGAGAAAAAAAAAAACUAA